AUGUCCCCAAUGGCUCGACCCUUGUCUGUACUCAUGGCCCUGGUGGCGCUCAGCUGUCACUCCAUCUGCUCGCUGGGGUGUGACCUGCCUCAGACCCACAGCCUGGCCACCAGGAGGACCUUGAUGCUCCUGGGACAAAUGAGGAGAAUCUCCCCCUCCUCCUGCCUGAAGGACAGACAGGACUUUGGAUUCCCUCAGGAGGUCCUUGGCGGCCACCGGCUCCAGAAGGCUCAAGCCAUCUCUGUCUUCCAUGAGGUGGUCCAGCAGCUCUUCCUCCUCUUCAGCACAGAGGGCUCGUCUGCUGCCUGGGAGGAGGGCCUCCUGCACAGACUCUGCACUGGGCUUGAUCAGCAGCUGACGGAGCUGGAAGCCUGUCCGAUGCAGGAGGCGGGGCUGCAAGGGUCCCCCCUGCUGAAUGAGAACCCCAUCCUGGCUGUGAGGAGAUACUUCCACAGAAUCACUCUCUAUCUGCAAGAGAAGAAAUACAGCCCUUGUGCCUGGGAGAUCGUCAGAGCAGAAGUCAUGAGAUCCUUCUCUUCAGCGAGACACUUGCAAGAAAGAUGAAGCAGGAAGGAAUGACAGAGCCCUGGUUCAACAUGGAAAUGAUUCUCACUGACCAACAAGACCACACGGCCA
Messenger RNA from Vicugna pacos (alpaca), 636 nucleotides. RefSeq names its product interferon alpha-1-like. The record is from RefSeq and is a predicted model, not a curated record. Lineage: Eukaryota; Metazoa; Chordata; Mammalia; Artiodactyla; Camelidae. Gene Ontology annotation, biological process: defense response. Gene Ontology annotation, molecular function: cytokine receptor binding. Gene Ontology annotation, cellular component: extracellular region.